Messenger RNA from Oryzias melastigma (Indian medaka), 1550 nucleotides. RefSeq names its product endonuclease G (gene endog). Gene Ontology annotation, molecular function: single-stranded DNA endonuclease activity; nucleic acid binding; RNA endonuclease activity. The coding region runs from base 62 to 955 and encodes 297 amino acids. Lineage: Eukaryota; Metazoa; Chordata; Actinopteri; Beloniformes; Adrianichthyidae. Gene Ontology annotation, cellular component: nucleus; mitochondrial inner membrane. Gene Ontology annotation, biological process: apoptotic DNA fragmentation. The transcript has 6 exons. The record is from RefSeq and is a predicted model, not a curated record.
CAGUCGAACGCCAGCUCAUUGCGUCAUCACUCUGCGUCGCUUACAGCUGAUCUGGAGCAGCAUGCGUCGCUGGUGUCGGUCCGGCUUGACCUUGCUCUUCGGAGCUGGGCUUGGAGCCGCAGCGAGCCGCGUUUGGAGCGGGGGGUCCGGGCAUGAGGGUCAGGACUCCGGUCUGCUGAGCAGACUUCCGGUCGUCCCGGUUCCUGCGGUCGAAGCCUCCGCGCUGACGGAGAGCUCGGGUGGAUCGGGAGCCGUGAUGAAAUACGGCUUCCCCUCGCUGGUCAACGUCAAAACCAGAGAGUCCUACGUCACAUCCUACGAUCCUCGCACACGCACGGCAAACUGGGUCAUCGAGAGGCUGAAUCCCGCCGCCCUCACUGGCCAAUCGGACCGGAAGUACUGCGAGUUUAAAGAGGACGACAGCGUGCACGUUUUCCACAGAGCCACCAACGCUGACUACAAGGGGAGUGGCUUUGACAGAGGUCACCUAGCCGCUGCAGCCAAUCACAAGUGGAGUCAGAAAGCAAUGGAGGACACCUUCUACUUGAGCAAUGUGGCUCCACAGAACCCUCACCUCAACCAGAAAACUUGGAACAACCUGGAGAAGCUGUGCCGCUCUCUGACGAAGCGCUACCUCAACGUCUAUGUGUGCACCGGUCCACUCUACCUGCCCAGACAAGAAUCGAAUCGAAAACUCUACGUGCGAUACCAGGUCAUCGGGAGAAACCACGUGGCAGUGCCAACACACUUCUUCAAGGUGCUGAUCCUGGAGCAGGCGGACGGCAGGGGGGUGGAGCUCCGGUCGUACGUUUUACCGAAUGAACCCGUCGAUGAGCAGAUUCCUCUGGAGAGUUUCCUGGUUCCCAUAGAAACCAUCGAAAGAGCUUCUGGACUCCUUUUUGUCCCAAACAUCAUGAAGAGGACGAGCACCCUACAGGCCAUCACUCACAAGUGAAAGACAUUACCCACAAUCCCCUUUUCCUGAUCUCUCAGGUUAUCUGUAUUUGACUUUGAUAAGAGACGAUACAUUUUACAAUUGUGGCUCCGGUUCUUAAUAGUAAUGAUCAGUCAGAGUGUGACGAUGUCCGCUAAAAAAAAAACAAAAAAAAAAACACACUGGAAAAAAUGGCCAAGUCCCGACCGGCUGGGGUCAAGUGUUAUCCACCUCUAAAUCAUUGUCCGUGCUGAGGAUUUGGGACAGCUGGUACUUGACCUCCUCCUGCGGUUCCUGGGAGUCUGGUGUAGAGCUGCAGGAGCUCAGCUUCUCCUGCAGAGCUGGAACCACGUGGUCCUUCAGGAAGGUGAUGAUGUCUGUGGAUCCGGGUCACCAGUUAGAACCACAGGAAAACACACGGAAAUCAAGGAACUGUGAAGACGUUCAUUCUGCUGAGUCAUGCUAAAGGAUCAAGUGUUUAUCUGAACAUUACUGUCAGAAACCGUCCACUGAGAGAAACCCAAAACAAGAACCCUUAAUUUAAUAAAUAGAGCGCUGUGAGGAGAAAGUUUAUGCUGACGAGUGAAUGUCGAUGUCUGUCGAGACUUUUAAAAAU